AUGGGCAAGCCCGAGAGCCCAGUGGGGAUGGUGGAGAUCGCCGGCCGCUCGGGGCAGAAGCACCGAGGCUUCCUGGAGGCGGGGCUGCUGCUGCUGCUGCUCCUGGUGACCGGCGCCCUGGUCACCCUGGGCCUCCUCUACGCCGACAGCAGAGGGAAGCCGCUGCCACUCUUUUCUAGCCGGCUUUGCUUCUCCAAGGAAGAGAAGAACACUGUAAAACGAGCACCCCGAGAGAUCAAAACCCCCAAGGACAAGGUUGAGACCUGCACCACCCCUGGCUGUGUGAUGGCAGCUGCUAGGAUCCUCCAGAACAUGGACCCGUCCAUGGAGCCGUGUGACGACUUCUACCAGUACGCAUGCGGGGGCUGGCUGCGGCGCCACGUGAUCCCUGAGACCAACUCGCGCUACAGCGUCUUCGACAUCCUUCGGGACGAGCUGGAGAUCAUCCUCAAAGCGGUGCUGGAGAACUCCACCUCCAAGGACCGGCCGGCCGUGCAGAAGGCCAAGGUUCUCUACCGCUCCUGCAUGAACGAGAGUGAGAUAGAGAAGCGAGACUCACAGCCCCUGCUGAAUAUCCUAGAGGUGGUGGGAGGCUGGCCAGUGGCCAUGGACAAGUGGAACAAGAGCGUAGGCCCCCAGUGGGAGCUGGAACAGCAGCUGGCCGUGAUGAACGCACAGUUCAACCGGCGGGUGCUCAUCGACCUCUUCAUCUGGAACGACGACCAGAACUCCAGCCGGCACAUCAUCUACAUAGACCAACCCACCCUGGGCAUGCCAUCCCGAGAGUACUACUUCAAGGAGGGCAACAACCAGAAGGUACGGGAAGCUUACCUGCAGUUCAUGGUGUCAGUGGCCACGAUGCUGCGGGCGGACUUGAACCUCCCCGAGAACAACGACCUGGUGCAGGAAGACAUGGCCCAGGUGCUGGAGCUGGAGACACAGCUGGCCAACGCCACAGCCCCCCAGGAGGAGCGCCAUGACGUCACUGCCCUGUACCACAGGAUGGACCUGGAGCAGCUCCAGAACAGGUUCGGUCUAAAGGGAUUUAACUGGACUCUCUUCAUACAAUCCGUGCUAUCCUUUGUCAAAAUCGAUCUGCUGCCUGAUGAAGAAGUGGUGGUCUAUGGCAUCCCCUACCUCCAGAAUCUUGAAGGCAUCAUCGAUGUCUACUCACCCAGGACCAUGCAGAACUACCUGAUUUGGCGCCUGGUGCUGGACCGUAUCAGCAGCCUGAGCCAGAGGUUUAAGGAAGCACGUGCAAGCUACCGCAAGGCACUCUAUGGCACGACGGUGGAGGAGGUUCGCUGGCGGGAGUGCGUCAGCUACGUCAACAGCAACAUGGAGAGCGCCGUGGGCUCGCUCUACGUCAAGGAGGCCUUCCCUGGUGACAGCAAGGACGUGGUCAAAGAGCUCAUUGACAAGGUGCGGGCAGUGUUCGUGGACACUCUGGAUGAGCUGAGCUGGAUGGAUGAGUCAUCCAAGAAGAAGGCCCAGGAGAAGGCCAUGAACAUCCGGGAGCAGAUUGGAUACCCCGACUACAUCCUGGAGGAGGCAAACAAACACCUGGAUGAGGAGUAUUCCAAUCUGAACUUCUCAGAGCACCUGUACUUUGAGAACGGACUGCAGAAUCUGAAGGCUGGCGCCCAGCGGAGCCUCAAGAAGCUUAGGGAAAAGGUGGACCAGAACCUCUGGAUCAUCGGGGCCGCCGUGGUGAAUGCCUUCUAUUCUCCAAACCGAAACCAGAUUGUGUUCCCCGCCGGGAUCCUCCAGCCCCCUUUUUUCAGCAAGGAGCAGCCACAGGCCUUGAACUUCGGGGGCAUCGGGAUGGUGAUCGGGCACGAGAUCACCCACGGCUUUGACGACAAUGGCCGGAACUUCGACAAGAAUGGGAACAUGCUGGACUGGUGGAGCAACUUCUCCGCCCAGCACUUCAGGGAGCAGUCAGAGUGCAUGGUCUACCAAUAUGGCAACUACUCCUGGGACCUGGCUGAUGACCAGAAUGUGAAUGGCUUCAGCACACUCGGGGAAAAUAUCGCCGACAAUGGAGGGGUGCGGCAGGCAUACAAGGCUUACCUGAAGUGGGUGGCAGAAGGUGGCAAGGACCAGCAGCUGCCAGGCCUGGAACUGACCUACCAGCAACUGUUCUUCAUCAACUAUGCACAGGUGUGGUGCGGAUCCUACCGGCCAGAGUUCGCCAUCCAGUCCAUCAAGACUGAUGUCCACAGUCCCCUGAAGUACAGGGUGCUGGGCUCGCUGCAGAAUCUGGGCGCCUUCGCAGAUGCGUUCCACUGCACGAAGGGCUCCCCCAUGAACCCAAAGGUGCGAUGCCGUGUCUGGUAG
Dama dama (fallow deer) is the source of this 2340-nucleotide messenger RNA. It is a transcript of the gene MMEL1, whose product is annotated as membrane metalloendopeptidase like 1. The record is from RefSeq and is a predicted model, not a curated record. Gene Ontology annotation, molecular function: metalloendopeptidase activity. The coding region runs from base 1 to 2340 and encodes 779 amino acids. NCBI's taxonomy places the organism in Eukaryota, Metazoa, Chordata, Mammalia, Artiodactyla, Cervidae. The transcript has 23 exons. Gene Ontology annotation, biological process: protein processing. Gene Ontology annotation, cellular component: plasma membrane.